CGGUCUCAAAAAAAAAAAAAAAAAAAAAAAAAAAAGAGGCAGGCCUUACUCCAUCCCAAACUGAAAGGAUUAAAUGGCUUUACCUGGGAGAAGAUAACCAUCCUGCCCUCCAUUGCUACCCCCACAUACUUUCCAUGUUCUCAGGGGGUACGGUGAGUCCUGGGAUCUUUGGGGUUGCCCACCUGCCUGUGGUAGUUAUGGAGACCCCCAGGUGUUGAGGCAGGGCUGGGGUGUCCCCUUCCAACCAGGCUGUCAAGGCCCCAACUCUGGGGCAGAGGCAGUGGCAGGGCAGCCAGGGUUGCACCAGAGCCUGAGCAGGUUGAGGUGGGGUCAGGCAGGGCUGGGAGUCAGGGCAGGGGCAGCAGCAGUGGAUCCGCUAUGCACACAUCAUCUUCUCCAAGGUUUGUGUGCAGAACAUCCUGCCCAUGCUGCCCCAGCAGCUUCAGUUGGCACCUGCCCCAGUCUAGCCUCUGGAAACCAUGCAGCAGCUCCCAGCGGCCCUGCACCCACCACCAGCAUCCGUUUCACCUGCAGCUGAAGAUCCGUGAGGUGCCCAGAAGAUCAUGCAGUCAUCAGUCCCACGGAGCAGCCCGCGAGGCUGAGGCUCCUCCCACUGGACCGCCCCCCAACUGGCACCACUGCUGCCCCUGCCCCUACUCUCAGCCUCACGUGACUCUCGGGCAGAGGCAGUGGUGGGGCAGCCAGGGCAGCGUCAAGAGUCUGAGCCAGCUGCAGGACAAAUUCGAGCAUCUUAAAACGAUUCAACAGGAGGAGAUAAGGAAGCUCGAGGAAGAGAAAAAACAACUGGAAGGAGAAAUUAUAGAUUUUUAUAAAAUGAAAGCUACCUCUGAAGCACUGCAGACUCAGCUGAGCACUGAUACAAAGAAAGACAAACAUCCUGAUCCGUAUGAAUUCCUCUUAUUAAGAAAAAUAAAGCAUCCAGGAUUCAAUGAAGAACUGACUAUCACCUUGUUAAUCAUUCAGAAACAUGUUGCAGACUUAAGCCAUUUUUGAUAUAGAUACUGAAACAAUUACUUGCUAAGAGCAAACUUGAAGGUAUGGAUAAGGCCCUGAGUCAUCUUCCUGAGCUGAAUGAUAGUUAAGCUGAAUGUACGUAUAAAAUAUGAUUUUCUAACCACUUGCUCGCCAACAAGGAAAACUUUUAAGUAGAGCAGAACCUGAAUAGACAAGACAUUUCUUUCUUUUGGUAGAAAAUGAUUUACCAUCACUGUCUAGUUAAUUGUAGACUAGGUAAUUUUAACUUUGUGAUUUAUUGCCGGAGACAUUUUCUUCUGUACUGUAAAGUGUGUGUCAAAAAAAAAUAGCGAUUUUGGAGGAUUAGGGGAGUUUGAUAAAUUGCCUGCAAUUCUGGCAGUAUGAACUGCAUAUUAAUUUCUCUCUUUCAAGAACAUUUUUAUUUAUUAAUUCCUUACAAAAACUCCCUAAACUUUGGAACAGCUCUCAAUUGCCUGUAUUCUUUUUUUUCUUAUUAUGGUACUCUUCUAGAGAUUUGGCUUGCAUCUAUGAAUAAGCCAGGACAUCUUCAGAAAUUGUCUGAUUAAAAACACCACCAAUGGAGUUUCAUUAAAUUUGUAUUGCUCUGACUAGUGAAACACACACAUCUAUGUUGCUGAGGAUAUUUUACUGCAGUUUGAGUUGUAAUAAUAGCUCUGUUUAAGAUCCGUCAGUCACUUGAAUCUUCUCUAAGGCUUUGUAUGUUAGAAGUUAAUUUGCUUUCUUACAAGGCCACAUUCUAUCUUGUAACUAAACAACUGUAUUUUAUGUCUUAGCAUAGAUGGUUUAUUACUUUCUGGUUUUUCUUUAGUAAGAAUCCUAUAAAAACACUAGUAUUUUUCUCUGAGUUUAAAAUGCAACACAUGCCUACUGAUAUGGUUAGGCUUUGUAUCCCCACCUGAAUCUCAUCUUGAAUUGUAAUCCCCAUAGCCCCCAUAAUCCCCACAGGUCAAGGGAGAGACCAGGUGGAGGUAAUUGAAUCAUGGGGGCAGUUUCCCCUGUGCUGUUCUUGUGAUAGUGAGUUCUCACGAGAUUUGAUGGUUUUAUAAGGGAUUCUUUCCCCUUUGCUCGGCACUUCUUCAUGCUGCCUUGCGAAGAAGCUGCCUUGCUUCCUCUUUGUCUUCCGCCAUGAUUGUAGAUUUCCUGAGGCCUCCCAAGCUGUGCUGAACUGUGAGCCAAUUAAACUUCUUUCCUUUAUAAAUUACCCAGUCUUGGGCAGUUCUUUAUAGCAGUAUGAAAACAGACAAAUACACCUACUAUGUAAAACUUAAAAUACAAAAAAAAAAACACAUUAUCUCACUAACAUAGGAGCUAAUAUUUUGGUGUACUUUGUUUAGUAUUUUAUAUUAAAAAUAUGUACAUAUAUUUAUAUAUAAUUAAGAACAUGUAUGUACAAUCGUGCAUACAUCAUGUACAUACAUCUACUUAAGAAAGUAGCUAUGUAAUAUACCAUUACACAACGAGAUUAUAAUUUUUUCUCCAUUUCUUUAUUGUAAUUUAUCAUUUUCUACUUUUUUGUUUUCUCAUUUUUAUUGCAUAAUAUUUAAUUAUGCAAAAAAUACAUUAAAUACAUUGAAAAUAUAUAGUGUAGCUAUAAGAAUAAAGAACGAUGGUAAAACAAAUGCUAAUACCCACUACCUGACUUAAAGAAUAUGAUACUAUUUUUUUCCAAUUGAAAUCCCCUCAACUACUCAGAAUUACUGCUAUCCCUUUUAUCCUUUCAUUAAUUUUCUUCUAGUUUUCUCACAUGUGAAUCUAUUUCUAAAUACAUUUCUUUAUUUUGCAAGUUUUUGGACUUCAUAUAAAUGUAACCAUAUUGUAUAUAUUCU
Pan troglodytes (chimpanzee) is the source of this 2843-nucleotide messenger RNA. RefSeq lists its product as uncharacterized. The transcript is spliced from 3 exons. The record is from RefSeq and is a predicted model, not a curated record. NCBI's taxonomy places the organism in Eukaryota, Metazoa, Chordata, Mammalia, Primates, Hominidae. Bases 379 to 1014 code for a protein of 211 amino acids.